AUGCAGGAGACCAUACUGCUGUUCGGUUUUUCAGGGCUCUUCCUGGGCCACCAUGCCUUACCUCCUAUCGAAUCCUACUACUACGAGGACCAGAAGCUGAACUGGACCGAUGCUCAGCAACACUGCAGGGACCUGAAGGGGGACCUGGCCACCGUAGACAACGUAGCGGACCUCCAGCACCUGCAAGAGUCCAGAACGGGCUUUAAUUACGACGACGACUUCAUGUGGAUCGGACUUUAUGAUGACCGCACCCGUUGGAAGUGGUCCCUCGGAGACCAGGACUACAAAGUUGGCCAAAACUAUGGAACGUGGAGUGGUAGUGACCCAGACUUCUGGGACAACAAAGAGAAUUGUACAGGCCUCUCCUCUACAGGAAUCUGGUUCGAUGUGUCAUGCUACAGUCUUUAUGGUGCAGUUUGCUUUGAUGAUGAAGAGUCCAACUACACCGUGGUCCAAAACCCAAUGACUUGGUACGAGGCGUUGCAAUACUGCCGGUCUAACUACACUGACCUGGCCAUUGUGCCCAACGCGGCUGAGAGUGGAAAAGUAUUGGCACUUAAUCAAUCAGAUGCAUGGAUUGGUCUCCACAGAUAUCCUUGGUCCCUCUGGUCUGACGGAAGUAGUGCCACUUUCUUGAAUUGGGAACCAGGUGAACCAAACAACCAUGGAGGCCCCGUUGCUCCACGUUGUGUCAAAAUGUCUGUCACCUCAGGGCAUUUUUUUGAUGAGGAAUGUGGCCUUUUGUAUAACUUCGCCUGCCAG
This is a messenger RNA of Gadus morhua (Atlantic cod), 762 nucleotides long. Its product is annotated as C-type lectin BfL-2-like. The annotation marks the transcript as partial. The record is from RefSeq and is a predicted model, not a curated record. NCBI's taxonomy places the organism in Eukaryota, Metazoa, Chordata, Actinopteri, Gadiformes, Gadidae. The transcript has 3 exons.